GCAAGUGUGGGUCGGUCAGCUCGCUUAUCAAUUCGAGUAUUUUGCAUUGUUUAACAAUGCAAACCACAACGUUUUCGUAAGAUUUAAUUCGCCACAAGAAAAAGAAAAGUACAAAGCAAAGCUGAAAAUAAAACAGAUCGAAAGUUAAAAUCCGUGAUUUAAAUGCCGAAAUGAUUUUCAAAAAUAAGAGUAUUUUGCUUGUAAGCUUAAUUUGCUAUAUAUUCGAUGCCAAUGCAAGCAGUGAAUGUAAGCCCCGGCGAACUAAGUAUGGCUUGGUAUGUGUUUGCACAGCUACAUAUUGCGAUUAUUUGGAGAAUCCACAGCCGACCGCUAAUAAUGUGGUAGUCGUCUCCACAAGCAAGGAAGGCCGCCGUUUCGCCGUUCAGGCAAAACUGUUGAUUAUAUAG
Messenger RNA from Rhagoletis zephyria (snowberry fruit fly), 407 nucleotides. RefSeq names its product putative glucosylceramidase 4. NCBI's taxonomy places the organism in Eukaryota, Metazoa, Arthropoda, Insecta, Diptera, Tephritidae. The record is from RefSeq and is a predicted model, not a curated record.